GAAAGCUGCGUUUGCGUCUGUUUUUGUGAACGAAAUAAUUACUUUAAACUUAUAUGUUAUAUGAGACUGUUUAAUUGAAAUAUUUAUUUAAAAACAGGUACCCAUACUUUAAAAAUAUACGCAUGCUAAAAUCGUUUACUAUGCAUGCUUUGCGUAAACAACUCGCUGUUCAAUUGGGAACAGACGAGAUGAAACGCUGUGAUCUUUGUGGUAAAGCGGAUGGAAGCGCGAUAUUCGCUUGCGGUCAUCCGGGUUGUAGUGACUGCGUGGCUGCUGGCGAGUGCAAGGAUUGUGCACCCUUGAUGGAACCAAGUUCCGAUGUCCCUUUAUUGGAUGACCCUCACUCUGAAGCAGCUAAAGCUUCUCUUCAGGAUACUUUACAAAUAGAAGAGUACCAGAGGCAGAGGGUAUCCGAAAAACUAAGGGUGGAGAAAGAAUUGUUCCCAGAAUGCAUACAAGCUCCUGUUAAGUACUACAAUAAGAGGAAAAGCUUGAAUGUGUCUAGGAAGGACAAAGAAAAUAGACACACCAUAUUUCCCGGAGAAGAGAUAUCAGGAUCAAGAGAGUUUACAAUGAAUAAGUCAAGAUCAUAUGUUCAGGAAUGGUUGAGCAAACAAUCAAACACUUCUUUUGGACCACAGCCACGCUCACCCUUCUCAGACCUUAAAGUAAAUACUCACCACAACCAGCCACACUCUACCCCAGUGAAAGAUGUACAAAAAGAAAAUAUUCCAAGGUUAGGAACAAGGCAGUCAAAUGCAGGCAGUCAAAUGCAGCAAGGCAGGAAAAGACCAAGGCUAAGACAGACAUCUGCAACACCACAGACAAGUCUAGAUAACUUCUUGAAACCUGUAGAAAAAGCUGAGUCUAAGAAAUCUUGGGGUGCUAAGAGGUUAAAGCAAGAAUUUGGAGAACCCAAACAUGUGGAAUCUAAAGGGUAUGGUAAACAUCAACAUAACGAUAGUGUGAUUGAGAUUGAAGAAUGCUAUACUAUAGAAGACACACAGGAUCAGAUUAUAGAUAAAGAUAGAAUGGCUCUCUUAGAAGUGCAGAAAGCCAGUCGCAAGGUAUCUGUGGAAAUAAUAGAAGAUUCGGAAGAAAAUACUCUACAGUCACAAAAAACAUCUCAUGUGCCAUUUUUGAAAAAGAGAUAUCUUUUUGAAAACUGUACAGAAUGUAUUCAUGCUAGCAUGAACACUUCAACUGAUAAUGAACAAAGUUCAUACAAGAGUUCUCCAAGGAAAUCUAACGAUGUCUCAAUAACCGUAGAGAAUAAAAGUUUCAUAGCUACUAUAAGUAUAGUUGAUUGUAACCCUGGUAAAAAACAGUCAACUGCAGUUCAAACAGUGGAAGAGCCGUUCUUAGGCUUUGAAAAGCCAUCACAAGAGGCUUCUUCAUCACUCCUUGCUAAGAUGAAAGAAUAUAUUGAAACUGCAGACUUAAUAAAAGGUGAUAUGCCAGAGACUGAUUCUCAAAAGACUUCUUGUACGGAUAUAUUAUUGGAGGAGCAAGUGAAUAAGGCUGAUGAAAACAUCCAGGAGGAUAAUAUGUCUAGAUUUGGGCAUAGCAGCGAACAAGAUUAUGGUGUCCUAAAUCCAUUAGAUGGGGCUGGACUCCAGAACAAAAAGCCCAGACGAGGCCGCGGAGCCACGCCGGACAGCAACAACUCCUCUGACAAAGAGAACUGUGAUCCCAAUCGGAAAAAGAGACAGGCUAAAAAGAAGAAAAAUAAAAAAUAAUCCUUAAAUAAAGCCAAGCCAUAUGAAUGUUUUAAGUAUAUAUUAGAAAUUAAAGCAUUUUAUUUUAUAUUUUUAUA
Messenger RNA from Leguminivora glycinivorella, 1816 nucleotides. RefSeq lists its product as uncharacterized. Bases 123 to 1739 code for a protein of 538 amino acids. Lineage: Eukaryota; Metazoa; Arthropoda; Insecta; Lepidoptera; Tortricidae. The transcript has 4 exons. The record is from RefSeq and is a predicted model, not a curated record.